AUGCACCAGGCUGCCAUCCCCGAGCACCGAGUACGCAAAUUCCACAAGCUGCUGCAGGAAUCUGUGGUGGACCUGGACGCCCUUCGCGAGCUCUCCUGGAGUGGGGUGCCUCUGGUGUUGCGGCCGCAAGUCUGGAGGCUCCUGUGCGGCUACCUGCCACCGGCAAAGAGCCGUCAGUCGCAGACUCUGGAGCGGCGGAGGCGGGAGUACGCGGAUAUGGUCCCCGAGUACUACGACAUACCGCAUGAGGAACGAAGUGAAGACGAGGUGGCCGCCUACCGCCAGGUGUUGGUGGACGUCCCCCGCACCGCCCCCAACGUGCCCUUCUUCCACGAACCCAUCAUCCAGGAGUCCUUGCAGCGGCUGCUGUACAUCUGGGGGAUACGCCACCCGGCCAGUGGCUACGUCCAGGGUAUGAACGAUCUGGUGACUCCCUUCCUAGCGGUGUUUCUGUCGGAGCACCUGCCUGGGCCCAUGGAGAGCUGGUCGGCGGAGGCACUAAACCAGACGAUUAUGUUGGCCGUCGAGGCGGAUUGCUACUGGUGCCUGUGCAAGCUGGUUGAGGGCAUCCAGGACCACUACACGUACGCACAGCCAGGUAUCCAACGGGCUGUGUUCCGCAUCAAGGAGCUCGUCAGGCGCUGCCAGUCAGACGUGUCCGAGCACCUUGAGACUGAGGCGGUGGACUUCAUUCAGUUUGCUCUGCGCUGGGUCAACUGCCUGCUAGUGCGGGAAUUGCCCUUCUGUCUGGCCAUACGGCUGUGGGACACGUAUUUGGCGGAAGGGACAGGCUUCAGCGAGUUUCUGAUCUACCUCUCCGCCGCCUUUUUGCUAAGCUGGAAGGACCGGCUUACCCAGUUGGAGUUCCAAGACCUCAUCCUCUUCCUUCAGCGGUUGCCUACCGCCGAGUGGACGGAGGCGCAACUGGAACGCGUAUUGUCGGAGGCUUUCAUCUUGCGCAGCUCUUACAGUGAUGCGCAGAGUCAUUUGCGGCUAGGAUGAUGGAAGUUGGCAAGGGAAUGUUCGCAAUGCAAUCUCCAUGUGAAGCACUGUAGGCACAACAGAUCU
This is a messenger RNA of Volvox carteri f. nagariensis, 1068 nucleotides long. RefSeq lists its product as uncharacterized. Lineage: Eukaryota; Viridiplantae; Chlorophyta; Chlorophyceae; Chlamydomonadales; Volvocaceae. Gene Ontology annotation, molecular function: GTPase activator activity. The record is from RefSeq and is a predicted model, not a curated record. The coding region runs from base 1 to 1002 and encodes 333 amino acids. Gene Ontology annotation, biological process: activation of GTPase activity. The transcript has 8 exons.